Messenger RNA from Etheostoma cragini (Arkansas darter), 3010 nucleotides. RefSeq names its product interactor protein for cytohesin exchange factors 1-like. The transcript is spliced from 11 exons. The record is from RefSeq and is a predicted model, not a curated record. The coding region runs from base 312 to 1625 and encodes 437 amino acids. Lineage: Eukaryota; Metazoa; Chordata; Actinopteri; Perciformes; Percidae.
CACACGGUAAGUAGACAUGUACUGUGGUUUCUGUGGUGAUCGUCAUCUAGCUACCACAGACAGCCAGUUAACUCACAACCCGGAAAACAAACUGUGAUGCAUUUGUGUCGUGAAAGACAGACACACAGAGGCAUACAAUGAUACAUUGGCACACAACGGUUGAGUUUAAGAUAAGAGCUGUUGGAUAUGAUUUGCUGUCAUUGUGUAAGCUUUUAGAGUAACAGAGGAUACAAUACGUAUUACCUGUGUGGUGUUUGGGCUAAUUAGGGAAGUUUUACCUGGCUGCCUUCCCCAUAUCAGUGCCCCCUUCAAUGGCUGCCGAUGACUACAAUCCUGUCUCCCUCCGACACAAAUCCAAGAAGACGACCCGAGGAAGCAAUGGUACGAUGAGCAGAAGACGAAUCUCGGUCAAAGAGCUGGGUCAACCAGACCACCAGGGCUGGCUGUACAGAAAGAAAGAGAGCAAAGGCUUCCUGGGUAUAAAAUGGAAGAAGUUCUGGUUUGUGCUGAAGAAGACGGCUCUCUACUGGUACAACAACCAGCUGGCGGAAAAGGCUGAAGGCUACAUUGACCUCGCCAACUUCAUGAUCGACAGAGCCAUAGAGUGCAAGAAGAAACAUGCGUUCAAAGCUUGCCACCCACACGUCAUGAUGUUCUAUUUUGCUGCUGAGAGCCACGAGGAGAUGAACUUAUGGUUGAAUAAGCUUGGACUAGCUGCAAUUCACUAUGCGCCGACAGAACCAAGCACUGCCGUUGAGUGUUAUAGUGAAGCCAGUGACCAUGAAGAAGCUGAAAGCACAGAGAUUCCCCCUCCACCAUACUGUGAACAAACCCUGCGGGACUCCGUGGAUGCGUCCGGUCCACCUGGAAGCACACAUCAGGGUACCCUUCCUCCCCCCUACUCCUCCGCAGUCCCCAGCGAAGCCAACGGUUCGCUCUCGUCUCCCGUCAGUACGAUGACAUCACAGAGCUCCACGUCCUCACUUGCCAAGCACCGGCAGUCCUGGUUGGACCUGGUCUCGCAGGCUUCCCCUCCCACUGAGGAAACAGCGGUGCUGUGCUCAGUUCAAGUACACUCACAUCAACCUCCGCAAAAAGAAACGGAAGAAAAUGAUGACUCCCAGGUGUUGGAGGGCUUGCUUCAACCGGACCCUCCUGAAGCGGGAUCCAGUGAGAAAAGCCGUGCUGCGGAGGGGGUGUUACAAGAGGUUGUGUCAGGUGCCGUAAAUGAAGAGGUUCAUGGGAACAGUUCAGAUGAGAUGGAGAAGCUGUAUAUUCGUCUAAAAGAGGCCAGCCUCUCGCCACUAGGAGAUCGUAAACCAUCCACGAAAAGGGAAUUUAGAGCCUCCUUCAUAAAACGCUGUAAAAACAACACUGUCAAUGAUAAAUUGCACCUUAUCAGGACUCUCAACAGCACAUUAAAGUCAAAAGAGGCAGACCUACAGGCAAUAGAGCAGGUAUUGUCGGACCCGGGGCUCACCUCAGGCAAGUUCAGGGAGUGGAAGGGGGCCAAUGUACCAUUGGUGAAGGAUAUCCGCAUUAAACAGGACCAGCAGGUGGCAUCAAAGGCCAUAAAAGCUGCAGCAUCAGUCAUUGCUGCUCCCGUGGUCGAGACCAGUUUAUAAAGACUCCUCGUGACUGGUGUCUGGACUUGGAGGACUUAACAUUUACAUACUUUGGACACACCCACUGCUGUUUUCAAUUGAGACUACUGUUUGAUAUCAGCGGACUUAAGUGCUAUUCAACAAGUAACUGGAUCAAUGAAGAAUAGUGUUUUUAGUUCCUAAAUGGAGAUGAUGCGGACAUUAUAUGAUUAGCAGGUCACAUUAAAAUGUGAAAUAUCUUAGUAUUACUUUUACUGUUUGUUUUGUAAAAUGCAAUUUUACUGGUGAUUGUUUUACGUUGUAAUUUUAUAAAUCUGGAAAAUUGUUUUAAUAUUUGGAAUGAUGGAGUAUGUUGUUAUAAUUGAUCCAUUGUUCUUUGCAUGGAAACAUUUGUGUUUACAGUAGUUUCAAUCUACUUUGAUUUAAUCAGUGAACACAUUUUAACUGUUUUAAGGCAAUUAUUGUUGCCAUGCACCAUCACUGCCUGCUACACAUGGCUUUUACAGCAACUGUUGAUGAAAUGAAUGAUUGGCGCGUUUGUUUGCCCAAGUAAUUGUAUCAUCAUGCGUCAUCAUACUACAUCCUUAAGACUUUCCAAACUGAACACCAGGGCCUGCACUAACUGAAUAAACAUUGGUCAAGUCAUGAUAAUUUCAGAUUUAAAUUUUAAGAGUCAAAGUGUCAAAGCAUUGUUACUGCAAUGUCAUGUAAAGCCAAGACAUAAGAAAUCACCUCAGUGUCAGUAGAUAAUGCUAUGUAAUUAUGUAUUCUACUUAACCAAAGAAUACUAUUUUUAGAUGAUGAAUUCCAACCAUAAUGCAAACAUGCUUUGGACUUUUUUGACCACAAGCACUGACAAAAGCAAACAACUUAAUUUCAAUUUUAUUGCAAAUGUGAAAAAUACUUUAUUAUUAAACAAUGGUAUGUCGUUUAUUGGCCCUAAGGCGGGAUGUAGCAGUAUUAGUUUGCAUGUAUACACAGGAUGCAUGAUGGAUACUUUUCAGGAAAAACAUCUAAUAUUUUUCUUGAAGGUGGACCACCCCUUACAUACAAGUUCAACAGACCCAACCAUUGUACUAGUUACACAUUAGCAGAUAAUUAGGAGGUCAUUCAGAGACAGACAUUGGGCAUAAUGUCUGCAGCUUAGAGCACAGCCAAAGCUCCAGAAAGCAACAUGUUUUGGAAUGGCCAGCAGAGUCAACUGACAUCAACACCUACUGGUAGGGGCUCAACCAAGCUCCAGGCACUAAGAUGUUUUUUCUGAAUUAUGUUUCAUCUGUUGUCCAUGUUAAAUUUUAACUCUGUGUAAAUAGUUGUACAUGGAUGUGUGAUGUGAAUUCUAUUUUGUGUCGAUUUUGGUAUGAAAGUCAGUGUGUUUGUUUGUAAAAAGGGAAAUAAAGUGUUUU